ACAUGGGGGCGCUGGCGGCGGGGUUACAUCUGUGGAGGCUGCUGGUUGGGGUAGUGUGUGGGCGUGUAAAGUUUGUGUGUGCGUGUGUAAAGUUUGUGUAUUGUGUAUGUGUGUGUGCGUGUGUUUUUGCGGGCGUGUAUAGUUUGUGUAGUUUGAGAGUGUGUGUAAAGUUUGUGUAGUGUGUGUGAGUGUGUGCAUUUGCAGUUUGUGUAUUAUGUGUUUGUGUGUGUGCGUGUACAGUUUGUGUAUUGUGUGUGUGUGUUCAGUGGGAGUUUGUGUAAACAGCGGUUGAAAUGAUUGUGUACAGCAGUGUUAUCUAGAGGAAAUAGCAGAGGAAGGUAAGAUGAAUAUCUGCUGAGAUCAAUACCCCAGUGUGAGCCAAAGAUUGUAGGGGAGAAAGUUGUUCAUCUGGUCCUUCUAAGGUUUAUGUUUUUACUAAGCCAAUGAAUACAGAAUGAUUAUGUCACCUUGCCUACACUUCGUGUUGAAAAAGCCAACAUAUGAAAUGACAAAUACUUUGAUAUGUGUUAAUAAAGUUUUGCUCUGUUUUAUAUUUAAUGUUGUCUUCAAUUCCCUUUGAAAUUUUGGCCGUGUGUAGAAAUUAAUCUAACUACAUUAUAUGUCAAUUAUAUACAUUAUUCAAGCUUUGUAAUAGUAUGUACUUGCAUACACCAAAUGAUGCAAAUUAACCGACUAAGCUUCAGCCAAUCAAAGCGCAGUAACAGCAGAGACAGCCUGGGAAUUCCGUCACAGAUCACAUUUCCAGUUCGCAGAAUGAUGGCUUUUGAAGCGCACGAACGCACCUUUUCACAAGGUCAACCAAUCGGAGAUUUAAUAAAGUUCAGCAGUUCUGAAACCCAAAAUUCCGACAGCCCAGGGUCUCCUGAAUCAGAGGUUUAGACUGGCAUACAUCCUCACCUGAGGAGACUGCCAUUCAGGUGACCUGGUUUCACGCGUCACUCAGUGGGACGGUCUCACUUCCCUCUGGGAAACCAUUAACCUGGCUCAGAGUCCGAUCCCUCCAACCCUACCUGCACAUUGGCACCGGACUUUUUAGGUCGCUUUCAGUCCAAUAUAAUGGUUUACGCUUUCGUGAGUAAAUCACCACACAGGACCGUAGCGGCCGAACAUAGCAGAUGCACCUGACUGGCGCUGAGAAAGUCAGGGUGGGUUGUCUGCAUGCAAUGGCUGUUCACUAUUUCCUGGUCUGUCCCAUUCUACUACUCCUGACUCUCGUCGCGGUAGAGGCCCUUCAAUAUGGACGCAGGGGCUCCGAAACCACGCUUGUCCCCCAAAUCCGGGGGGCCCCCGACGCGAUCCUGUGGAACAAAGAGUCUCGUAAAGUAGUGGAGUUCGACGGCAGUGAGGAGAGUGUCCAAGAGACGUUCCGGGACCGGGUGGUCCUGGACUGGCACGCGGCCUCCCUCAUCAUCAAGGACCUCCGGUUGGCUGACAGUGGCACCUACGAGCUGGAGGCCACCAUCAACAAAAAGAAGUACUACUCCCAGCAUGAGGUGGUGGUUAUUGAGAAGGUGGCAACGCCCACCAUCUCCUGCCUCAUCAACGGCACGGUCGGCGGCGUCGGCGAGUCGGACCCCCCGCGGACCCGCGCCGACCUCUGGUGCAGCGCCGAGGGGCCUCCCUCGCUCAUCGCCCUCGCCUGGACCCCGGUGGGCGGAGUGGCGACGAAGGGGGCGGGGCUAACGGUCGCCCUGGCCGGAGACCAGGACGACACGGUGUACACCUGCCUGGCCAGCAACCCCGUCAGCCAGGAGAUGGGCACGUUCGUGGCCAAAGAUUGUUACCCAGACAGUUUCCCAACCGGAGGGAUCGUGGCCGUCGUGGUGCUCUGUCUGCUCGUGGUUAUAUCAGCGGGCUGCGUCCUGGGCUACUGGAGGUGGAGCAAAGCACACCCUAGGUCCGAUGGUAUUGAAGACGUCGAGUCACGGCCGCUGAACCGAUCAAAUGGGUCGGGCAUCUCCAAGGCCUACGGUAACAGAGCCACGCUACCUAGCACCCAGCCUCUGCUGCACCCCCCCAUGGGAGAGGACAACACCACCCACUCCGGGGGCGGUGGGGACUCCACCCGGGUCAGUGUCCACCCCUCAGAGUCCAGGCUGCCAGAUCUGCAGCAGCCAAGCGACCUGGAGUCGAAGCUCAGUGCGGGCGACCCUCCAGUGAGCGUCCUGGUGGAGCCCGCUCAGGGGUCUGAAUCUGAUUUAACUGCUCCUCAGCCAAUGACCCCGCGAUACGACCAUCUUGGCUCUGAUGUAGGUGGCCAUCUUGGCUCUGAAGGCGGCCAUCUUGGCUCUGAGGAAGGCAGCCAGGCAGCCGACGCAGACCUCUACAGAUCAGAUCCAGAGGCGCGGGAGCCCGCCGCGGUCGUACUGAGAGAGGAGGAAGUGUACGUCACUCCUCGGAGCAGCAGUGGUUCCUUGCAUGGGGAUAAGGAAGAGGAGAAGGAGAAGUCUAAGGAAGAGAAGGUUGAGCCAACGUUCCACACUCCUCGGGGCAGCCUUGAUUCCUUGUAUCAGGAGGAGGAGGAGGAGAAGAAAAAGGAGGAGGCAGAGGAGAAGGAGGAGGAGGAGGAGCAGGGGGAGGAGGAGGAGGAGGAGGAGAAGAAGAAGAAGGACACGGGGGUCAGUCCUGCGGAUGAACACGGUGGCGAGCGUCUUGUGGCUGCUGGUGAACCACCGGUGAACGUUGUGACCCAGCCGUCAGAGGAGAAGGCAGCGGUAGCUGGCGCUCCACAUGGGGCCGAGGUUCUGCAGGAGAAAGGGGAGGCGGGGAAGGAAGAGGAAGACGACGGGGAGGAGGAAGGACAGGGGGUCAGCUCGCCACAGAUGGCCCCCCCCCCUGACGGCCACAGCGACUCGGAGGCCGGGGCGGGAGAGAGGGGUACGGACGGGAGGGAGGAAGACGCAGAAGAGACGUCACACGCGGCAAACGACAAACGGGACGACGCCAAAGACAAAAAGGGAAAGGCGGUGCCUCCUACCGGGCCGGACCGAGAAGUGAUGAGGAGGAGGGAAGAGGAAAACGAUGUCCCAGGAAAGUCACGGGACGACCCACAUGGGACCAAGGAGGAUGAAGGUAAGGACAAAGGGGUGGCGAGCUCUCCAGCGUCCAAACCGGAGUCUCCCCAGGGUUCUGAAGCGUCGGUGGGGGAGGGGAGUACAGAUAGGAGCACGGAAGAGGAGACGAUGCCCCACCAAGACAACGCAGGAGACGGGGCGGAACGGGUGGCGCCUACUGUCGAGCCCGCCGUGGAGACACCAGAGAGGAAGAGAGAAGACCAAACAUCACACGACGACUCGGACGGGCAAGAGGAAGAGGAAAGUAAAGACAGAGGGUCAGAUGAGACGAUACACCAACAAGACAACGCAGGAGACGGGGCGGGACAGAUGCCGCCUCCUGCCAAGCCAGCAGUGAAGACACCUGAGGGGGAGAGAGAAGACGUCCCACAAACAUCCCGGGACGACGCGGAGCGGCCAAAGGAAGAGGAGGUAGAGGAAGAGGAUGGUAAAGACAAAGGGGGGGCCAGCCUCCAAGCGUCCACACCUGAGACUGACGUGUAUUCUGAGGCCGUGGCGGGGGAGGCCAUUACAGAUACAAGCAUGGUGGACAAGAAGUUGGAUGUGGAGUCGCCUGUGGGGAAGGAAAAGGAGGACAAUGUCCAGCAAACGGUUCACGACGACGCCCACGUGGAAGAGGCAGAAGGGGUUAAAGAGGGAGGCAAGACCAGCUUGACCGAGAUGGAGUCGGGUCCUGAGACCGGACAGGACCCUGGCAGGCAGCCCGGAGGCAGCGGCGCCGAGCGGGGAGGGACGCAAGGCUCAGGGGGACAACACGAGGGACGCAGAGAGGAAACGAGAGACGGGCCACUCCCUGCCAAUCACGUAGAGGAGGGGGACACGAGGGACGCAAAUAAGGAUGCGGAGAACGAGGACGGCGCUGAGUAGGACGGAGGGCUGGGCCGGGGACGGUCGCUGGGGAACACCGGCAGGACCUUCGGAGGACUUCAGCCUCCCGGCACACCCUGCUGGAGAUACCUGGACUAUGUGUUUGAAUCGGUUAAGACUGUCCUGAAGCCGUUCUGGUUAGCAAAGAGGCCUCACUGUCCACACACUGGUUGGAAACAUUUAUUUUUUCGAACUUGAACGUGUAAAAGCAGGGUCGAAGGCUUUGAAGCGUACGAGGAUGCGCAACGAACAGUGUAACCUCUGUUGCUGUGGCAGGAUGAGGAUGCGACUCCGAGAUGGUCAGGGUGGGUAGGGCAGAACUAAAUCCAGUCUAAGUGAAGUGAGAUGGGUUUUAGUCGCCUUCCAGAGCAAACUUGUGAAAUUCUUCUUAAUCUUGUUCUCAAACAUGCUACUGGAUUCUAUUGUGUCUGCUCCUUCAGUGUGUCAAACGUCAGAUAUUGGUUUAUGAAACUGAUAAGCAGGCCAGUGACACGCCUAGUCUGAUAGAAGAUAACACAACAAUACAGUAUUUCAUAGAAGGGUGUGCUGUUUGUUUUUUAGUUAACGAAUAACUUUAGAAUCCUUUUGGACUUAUUUUACCACACCAACUUUACCUUCAAGAUGAAUUUAGCAUUUAAUUCACAUUAAUUGUAAUGAUCAGUUCUUGUCAUUAGGGGAUGGUGUUUCCUCGGUUUUCUCUAACCAUUUUCAGCAAUUAUUUCAAUGUGAUUUUUUUUAUGUAAGAUGACAUCAUUGACCUGAUUUUGUUUUUAUGAUUAACAAUAUCAUUUUGCUUCUGAGUAUUACUACUAUACUAUUACAAUAUUAGUCUAAUACUAUACGGUAUUUUACAUUCAGAGUUCAUGAAAACUGCACUUUGAGAUUGUGAGUACAUUUCAACAAGUUUGAUUCAAAACAAAAACAUAAAUUUCUACAUGAACACUAAAUAUAUGCAGUUAAAUAAUGGAUAUUCAGCACCCAGACAGCAAGAGCAUGAGAAACAGUUAAUGUGAACAAUAUUGACCGAUAGCUGAAGGUUAUAACAAAUGCACUCGUAACUAAGUUAUAUUAUUUUAAAAAACAAAAUCUAUAGGGAGUCAAAUCAAUGUUUGAUUAAGUGUCCUAUAUUGAAGAAUUGGGAUUUUAUUAUUCAUGUUAUUACAUUGAUUAACUAUUUUUAAAGUGUGAUAUAUAACUAACAGAUUCUAUUUUUUUUUUGCUUGCUUUUUUAACCAAUAUGCUACGUAUAUUUGUUAAAUUCUGUUUCAUGAUAAAAUGUUUUGGAGCUAACCUAAAAUCAUUUGAUUGUAUUUGUAUGAAUUCUUUGCUUCUCGUGUCUGUAAUGUGCAUUCCCUUACAGCAGGGGGCAGUGUUUAACAGUGUUGUAUUCAGGGCGUGGGGAUCCUGAUUCCAUUUUUCUGACACUUGUAUACAGUCUAUGGUAUGAAGGCCAUUAUGAAAUACUUUGAGAAUAUUUUCGCAAGAUCCUGAUGGACGUUCUGAGGCUGAAAAAUAACCAUAGUUAUGAAACCUCAGUCACUAGUCAAUGACAUUCAUACCAUAGCAUACAUAUCUGGCACUUAAUGGACACAAUUAUUCUAUGUUGUACGUUCUUGCACUUAAAAUAGCAUCUUAUCCUAGCUUUCUUUGUUGUAUAUGGGGAAUGGGUUAACCUAGAGAUUGUUUGUUCUAUGAACAUCCUUACUCUGCAGACAGCUUUUCUUUCUUCUGACAAAUUGGAUAAAAGCGUCUGCUAAAUACCCCCUGAUCUAAAAUCAUAUUUCAGAAUUCCUCCACGCCACAUACAGAUACUUCACGUGCAAGUGUGGGCCUUCUAGAUUCAUAGUAUUGACAGAUUACUGUGAGUUGACCAAACCAGGUGGGUCAAAACAAAUUGAAUCACACUCCAUGGUUGUCGAACAACCAACCCCGACUAAAAACCAAAACACCCCAAAACAUGAGGGAAGGAGGUCUGUCCUCCCUACACAACCCUUCUUCUCCCAACUAACCAUUCAGCUCAGAAACUGCAGCCCCUCAAUUCAGAGCAGAGCUGAUCA
Molecule: messenger RNA, 6019 nt
Organism: Gadus chalcogrammus (walleye pollock)
Lineage: Eukaryota; Metazoa; Chordata; Actinopteri; Gadiformes; Gadidae
Gene: klhl6
Product: kelch-like family member 6
Exons: 6
Coding region: 1137-3962 (941 amino acids)
Molecular function (GO): protein binding
Source: RefSeq, a predicted model, not a curated record